GUAUUUCUCAACUUAAAACUGCCGAUUUGCCCAAGUCCGAAGUACUUGCUUUGCUAAACGCCGCAAAAAAUUUGCCAUCGAUUUUUGGCAAACAUUUAGUGUGCAAAAGUGCGCUUCAAAUUAAUGAGAUAUUUGUGUGCUUCAUUGUGAGUUUUAACAGGCAGAGUGUGCGCAGUCAAAGGAGUUUAAAGCUAAAGACGUUGUCGCCAGCCAAUUGACCAACUCGGGAAGGGAACAAACUCCGGCUGGAAUUGUUGAAGGCAAGGUAAAACGUGCUGCUAUCUAUGUAUAUGUUGUGUAUGCUGCUGCUGUCACAGUUAGCUGUAAACAUUGAUUAUGCCAUUGUUGCUAGCAAACUACUAUCAACAGCAACAGCAGCAGCAACAUCGUCAGCAACAGCUCCAGCAGCAGCAGCAGCAGCAUCGCCAACAGCAGGUUGCUAGGGCUGUCAGCUUUAACGGCAUGUUACUUGAAUACAAAAACGCUUGCAACAUAAAUCAGAGCAGCAGCAGUCACAACAACAACAGCAGCAGCAGCAGCAGCAGCAUUAGUACAGCGGAAGCAUUAACAAUGUCAACGCCGACAACAACAACCAAAUACAAAAUGAAUAGCGAUGCCAGCGACAGCGCUGCAGCAGCCACACUGCGCUAUCACCAACAACAGCAGCAACAACAUCAUCAUCAUCUGCAACAGCAGCAGCAACAGUUGCAGCAACAGCUACUGCAACAGCAGCUGCUGCAACAACAUGUCGCCGGCAACACACCGCUGCAACAUCUGAGCAAUCUGUUUGGCCAGCAUUUGCCUACGCACAGUCUGCAGCAUUUGAUAACCGCCGAGUACUGGCAGCAGCAGCGUUGCCCCGCAGCAAUUAAAAGCGAACCAACAACUCAAUCGCCAGCGCCAUCGCCAUCGCCAUCGCCAACACCAACAACAACAGCAGCAACAGCAACAACUGCGUCUGUGUUCGAAUUCACGCGGCAGCAACACGUCAAUUUUGCCGCCUCAUUAGUCGCAUUACAACAAAAUGAUGCAGCGCCCGAGGCGACAGCAACAGCAACAACAAAAACAACAACAACAACAACAAGAAUAGAGGCAACAGCAACAGCAUCGCAGCCAGCAUCGGCAGCAACAUCGCCGGCGCCAGCAAGAAGCGAAGCCAAUGACGAGGACGUCGACAACGACGAUGACGACGAUAGCAACAUGCAAAAUGCAGGCGCUGGCUUUAAAUUUGAUAAGGUGGACAAAAGCGAGGACACAAAUAUGCGCGAUGUCAGCGCUAAUCAGCGACACAUGGAACAGGAUGAAGCGACCAUGCACAAUGACGCCAAGGACAAUGGCCGGCGCGAGGCGCCGCUUGACAACAAUUGUGCGUCCUUUCACAUGAAAUCCGAAGUCGAGUCACAGCGGAAUCAAAGGACGCGGGCGCGAGAGCUGGCGCAGGCGGAGCUCCAUGAACAUUUUGGCAAGGCAGCCGGCGCAAAGGAUGUGCACGAUUUGGAGAUGUGCUUCAAGCCACAAAAUGAUAUCAGCCGACUGUCGCGUUCGCCUUCGCCGCUGCAAUCGAACGCUUCGGAUUGCGAUGACAACAACUCGAGCGUGGGCACCUCCAGCGAUCGCUGUCGAUCGCCCCUGAGUCCGGCCCUGUCGCUGCAGCAGGCGAAGCGACAGCUGCUCGCAAUGCAGCCGCAUCCGGCGCACCAUUACCAGCAUCACACGAAUCACCACACGAAUCACCAUCACCAUCAGCAGCAGCAGCAGCAGCAGGUGUACAAGCUGGAGCAGCCGGACGAGGAUUACGAUGAUGCCAAUGGCGGCGCUCUCAAUCUGACCAGCGACAAUUCGCGACACAGCACUCAGUCGCCGGCGAAUUCGGUUAAAUCGACGGCUGCCACGCCUCCCAGUCAGUUAGCGGCGCCGCCGCCCAUUUCGCCCGUGCUGCCACCCAACGUGGGUACGCCCACCACAAUGGCAGCAGCGGCGGCGGCAGCGGCAGCCGUCGCCACGAGCGUGGCCAGCGGCAUGCAGCCGCUGCUCGCACUGCCCGGGCUGUCCUCGCCGCAGGCGCAAUUCGCCGCGGCCGCUGGCCUCGGGCUGAACAAUCCGCUGCUGGCGGGCUCCAUUUCGCCGCAGGACUUCGCCCAGUUCCAGCAGCUGCUGCAGCAGCGGCAGGUGGCGCUACAGCAGCAAUUCAAUAGCUACAUGGAGCUGCUGCGGAGCGGCUCGCUGGGCCUGCCGCAGGACGAUCCCGCGCUGGCCACACAGGUGGCCGCGGCCCAGUUCCUCAUGCAGAGCCAGAUGCAGGCACUGGCCCAGGCCACGCAGCAGCUGCAGGCGCUGCAGAAGCAGCAGGAAUCGCUCUCGCUCUGCAAAUCGCCGCUGCUGCAGCCGCGCAGCUCGACGCCACAUGCACGCAGUCCGGCGCCGGUGCGCAGUCCGGCCAGCUCGCCGCAGUCGCAGCAGGCGUCGCAUCAUCCGCUGCAGAUAACGCCGCCCAAUUCGGCGGCCAGCCUUAAGCUGAGCGGCAUGCUUACGCCCAGCACGCCCACCAGCGGCACCCACAAUCACAAUCACAGCCAGACGCCGCAGCCGAAGACUGUGGCCAGCGCGGCGGCGGCGCGUGCCGCGGGCGAGCCCUCGCCGGAGGAGACCACCGAUCUGGAGGAGCUGGAGCAGUUCGCCAAGACGUUCAAACAGCGUCGCAUUAAGCUCGGCUUCACCCAGGGCGAUGUCGGCCUGGCCAUGGGCAAGCUCUAUGGCAACGAUUUCUCCCAGACGACCAUCUCGCGCUUCGAGGCUCUCAAUCUCAGCUUCAAGAACAUGUGCAAGCUGAAGCCGCUGCUGCAAAAAUGGCUGGACGAUGCUGAUCGCACCAUUCAGGCCACCGGCGGCGUCUUCGAUCCGGCCGCGCUGCAGGCGACGGUCAGCACGCCGGAGAUCAUUGGAAGGCGGCGCAAGAAGCGCACCUCGAUUGAGACCACGAUUCGCGGUGCUCUGGAGAAGGCCUUUAUGGCCAACCAGAAACCCACCUCCGAGGAGAUCAGCCAGCUGGCCGAUCGCCUCGGCAUGGAGAAGGAGGUGGUGCGCGUCUGGUUCUGCAAUCGCCGCCAGAAAGAGAAGCGCAUCAAUCCCUCGCUCGACAGCCCCACGGGCGCCGACGAUGACGAGUCGCCCUACAUGCUCCACUAGAGCUGGCGGCCAGUGGCAAAAUCGCAACUCUAAGAUUGGGACACAGACAGUGCAAUGUGCGCAGACCAUAAAAAACAAAGCGCACAGCUUAACUAACUAGAAGCAGGUUCAAAGUCGCAAAACACAUCAAAUAUUAGCAUAAAUUUUAACUAUGAUUCGGUUUCAAGAACCAAUCACACACACGCACACACACACGCACACCCACACACAUACACACGCAUGUGGCUCUGUGUUUUGUUUUAUGUUAA
Messenger RNA from Drosophila virilis, 3434 nucleotides. It is a transcript of the gene nub, whose product is annotated as nubbin. NCBI's taxonomy places the organism in Eukaryota, Metazoa, Arthropoda, Insecta, Diptera, Drosophilidae. Gene Ontology annotation, molecular function: DNA-binding transcription factor activity, RNA polymerase II-specific; RNA polymerase II cis-regulatory region sequence-specific DNA binding. The record is from RefSeq and is a predicted model, not a curated record. Gene Ontology annotation, biological process: regulation of transcription by RNA polymerase II.